GGGGGCUGGGGGCCGAGGGGGAGGUUCCCGCGAGGUGGUUCUCGGGCUCCUCCUCGGCGCUCAGGUUUCCUCUCCCGCCCGCCGGCUGCUGGCUGCGGCGCCGCCUCCCUCCCCCUCGCGGCCGGGCCCACUCUGCGGCCUCUGCCCGCCUCGCCCCCGCCCGGGCCUCCUCCCGCUUUCUCUCUCCGCUUCCCCUCGAGCCUCCGGAGGAGCCCGCAGCCGCGGGGCGCCCGGGAAGAUGGCGGCGGCGGGAGGCGGCAGCGGCGAGGGGGGCGCGGGCCUGGGCGGCGCGGCGGGGUCGGGGUCGGGGCCGGGGCCCUCCGCCGGCGCCAGCGAGGACCCUGCCCGGGGCCCCGCGCCCAGCGCGCUGCACCCCGAGGAGGUCGCCGCGCGGCUGCAGCGGAUGCGCCGGGAGCUGAGCAACCGCAGGAAAAUCCUGGUGAAAAACCUGCCCCAGGACAGCAGCUGCCAGGAAGUUCAUGAUUUAUUACAAGACUAUGAGUUAAAGUAUUGUUAUGUGGACAGAAAUAAGAGAACAGCUUUUGUUACCUUACUGAAUGGGGAACAAGCCCAGAAUGCAAUUCAGAUGUUCCAUCAAUAUUCUUUUCGAGGAAAGGACUUAAUUGUUCAGCUCCAGCCAACAGAUGCUUUGCUGUGUAUUACCAACUUACCCACUUCUUUUACAUUAGAAGAGUUUGAAGAACUUGUUCGUGCUUAUGGAAAUAUCGAGAGAUGUUUUCUAGUCUACAGUGAGGUUACUGGCCAUUCCAAAGGCUAUGGAUUUGUGGAAUACAUGAAAAAGGACUUUGCUGCAAAGGCUAGAUUGGAGUUAUUGGGUAAACAAUUGGGAGCAUCAGCUCUGUUUGCACAAUGGAUGGAUGUUAAUCUAUUGGCUGCAGAGCUAAUUCAUUCUAAGUGCCUUUGUAUAGAUAAACUCCCUAGUGACUACAGGGAUUCAGAGGAGCUGUUGCAAUUUUUUUCCAGUAUACAUAAACCUGUGUUUUGCCAGCUUGCACAGGAUGAAGGUAGUUAUGUUGGCGGCUUUGCAGUGGUGGAAUAUAACACUGCAGAGCAUGCUGAAGAGGUUCAGCAAGCCGCUGAUGGUAUGACGAUCAAGGGAAGCAAAGUCCACGUUUCCUUCUGUGCCCCAGGAGCACCUGGGCGAAGCACAUUAGCAGCAUUGAUAGCAGCUCAACGUGUGAUGCACAGUAAUCAAAAAGGCUUACUUCCAGAGCCAAAUCCUGUACAAAUUAUGAAAAGUUUGAACAACCCUGCCCUGUUACAAGUCCUUCUACAACCCCAGCUUUGUGGACGAGCUGUUAAACCAGCAGUUCUUGGAACACCUCACAGCUUGCCACAUCUGAUGAAUCCAUCCAUCUCCCCUGCAUUUUUACAUCUGAAUAAAGCACAUCAGAAUCUUUCUCAUGUACCAUUGGCACAGCAACAAUUAAUGAAGUUUGAGAAUAUUCCUAAUAAUAAACCGGGCUUACUUGGAGAUCCCCCAGCCAUGAUACUUCAAACCACAGUAGGGAUGGGGUCAGCGCUUCCUUUGAAAACAGAGUUGGGUCAUCAUGGAGAAGCACAUAAAACAUCUAAUCUGAUUCCAACUCAAACAACUAUAACAGCUGGAAUGGGCAUGUUACCAUUCUUUCCAAAUCAGCACAUUGCUGGACAAGCUGGGCCAGGGCACGGGAAUACUCAGGAGAAACAGCCAGCCUCGGUGGGGAAGGCAGAAGGAAAUUUCUCAGGGUCACAGGCUUAUCUUCAGAGCUUUCCAAACCUUACUGCAGGAGGCUUGCUGACAGGACACCAUAAGCAACAGCAGAGUCAGCCAAGAGGCUCGGAGAUAAGUUCAGGGGCUGCUUCUAAGAAUCAGACUUCACUAUUGGGAGAACCACCAAAAGAAAUACGGCUCAGUAAAAAUCCAUACUUGAACUUGGCAAGUGUGUUGCCCAGUGUGUGCUUAUCAUCCCCUGCAAGUAAAACCACUCUACAGAAGACUGGAAUUGCAAGCAACAUUCUGGAUGCAAUCUCUCAGGGAAAUGAAUCACAACACACAUUGGAAAAGUGCAUUUCUUAUUCUCAACCUUUUGGUGAUUAUGCACAGGUGUCCUCUUUAAGAAAUGAAAAACGAGGUUCAUCAUCUCUCCUCUCUGCCCCAGAAGGCGGUUCCGUGGAAUUUGUUGGCCAGCAUCCUCAGGGCACAGGAGCAUAUUACAUGGAAACCUACUUAAAAAAGAAGCGUGUAUACUGAGUUAAGUUUUCUCCUUAGAGCCUCCUAAGGUUUUUUGCAGUAUCUCUGCUGUUCAUCGCUGCCUUAACUACAUUCAGACUAGCCAUAUCCUUUAAAUACGGGUUUCUAAUUUCCCAGAAGGAACUGUAUAGUGCAGCAAGCAGAAUUGCCAAAUAAAAAAUAAGUAGCAAUAAGACAAUUGAGGACAUUUUCCAUUAGAAUUAGAUGCAUCUUAAUGUGGUAUUAACUUACAGUCCACUGAAGAAUUUAACAAUGUUCCGGUAUUCCUUGUCUAGGACUGGGAAUAAUUUUGACACCAGAUAUAAAAGUGUGAAGCAAUAAAUGGGAAACAGUCUUGUUUCCUGAGCCUUAGAAGAAUGAGUUUCUUAUAUGCCAGUGUGCAUUUCAGUUGACUUUCCCUAGAAAUAACUCAUUUAUAGAUUUUUAGGACUUUUUCCUAGAACUAUAAGAUUGCAAGUACAAAAAUGCAGUGGUGGUAAUGCAAACUAAUUACCCCCACGCCAGCCCUGCAGUAUAAAACCCAGAGUGAUAUCGAUAUCCAAGUUAUACACAACUACGGAUGCUUUACUUUUAAUGUUACAUACCAUUUAUACCUUUUGUGAAAAACAAGGUGUUUUUUAAAAAAGUAGCUUUGGUGAAGUUAUUUCAGGGGUUGGCAGCCUACACCCUGGGGUCAAGUUCAGUCAUCCCUGUUUUUAUAUCGUCUGCAAGCUGAGAGUGAUGUUUAUAUUUUUAAGUGAAGUAGAAACGAUUUGAAUUCUUGAAGUUCAAAUUUCAGUGUCUAUAUAAAAUUUUAUUGGAACACAAAUCUGUUCAUUCAUUUACAUACUGUCUAUGGUUACUUUUGUGCUCUCGUGGCAGUGCUGAGUAGCUGUGACAGAGAUCAUAUGGUCUGCAAAACCUAAAAUAUUGUCUGGACCUUUUGUGGGGAAAGUGUGCUAACCCUUGAUCUAAUAGCACGAAUUCCCUAAUCCUUUAACUUUUGCAACAAACUUGUAAGCAGCAAGCAAUAUAGUUUCUGCAUCUGAUUUCAUGGCAUAAACUAGUAAUGAUCUAAUUGCUACAACAAGGUCUAUUUUGAUCCUCAAAUGCCCUAUUUCCACACUCAGUACUGCUCUUUCUGAAGGAGUACUAUGGAGUAAGAGUGUAACGAUUUUGAGUUAGCGAGUUGUACCUCACUUUCUGCUUUGUCUCUUACUCUUUUGUAGUGUUAGGCUGUGAAAAGUUAAUUCAAUUUACUUCUGUAAGAAUUGUGUUUAUUGCAUAUAACUUUCAAUAUCACCAUUUCCUGAAGACUUAGGUGUUGAAAAACCCUUUGCUGUCUAGGAAUUUCCACGUUUGUUCCUUGUUAUGAGACUGUAAUUGAGGAUAUGGAGUUUAGGUGUCUCAAUGAUCCUAGUCUUUCUGAAAUCAGAUUAAAUAGUAAUUCGGUUGGGAGACAAGUUUUGACUAUAAGGUACCCUAUUUUAAUUAUGAAGUUUAAAAUUAGUACACAUAUUGUAGGACUUGUAAAAAAAAUUUACUCAGUCUAAUUCAUUUUACAUAUUAACUUCUAUUCGAAAAUGACAGCUACAAACCUAAUGUCUGAGAAGUAAACUGCCUCUAAGUAACUGGCACAGUUUUUAACUCAGCAGAUGAAUAAUGGUUUCUCCACAUUCUGUACUUCACCUUCCCAUCUCCCACUGCAUUAAGCAUUUUCAGUGCUUAGUCACACCUCUCCCACAGUAAA
Messenger RNA from Neofelis nebulosa (Clouded leopard), 3983 nucleotides. RefSeq names its product ribonucleoprotein, PTB binding 2 (gene RAVER2). Lineage: Eukaryota; Metazoa; Chordata; Mammalia; Carnivora; Felidae. Gene Ontology annotation, molecular function: mRNA binding. Gene Ontology annotation, cellular component: cytosol. The record is from RefSeq and is a predicted model, not a curated record. Bases 239 to 2254 code for a protein of 671 amino acids. The transcript is spliced from 12 exons.